UAUUUAUUAAAUUUAGUUACAAUUUUAUUAUUAUUGUUAACACAAUUAAGUUUAUCUCAUGAAUCCAUUGAUAAAUACUCCGUUGAAUCGCCAGUUAUUAAUAGUUAUGAAGAUUUGAAUAUAAUUAGUGCCAAAAAUAUUCAAAAUACUGGCCAAUCACUGCCAAAAGUUCCAUUAAAAAAGAUACACAUCGGAGGUCUGUUCCCGAUGAAUGGCACUACGGGUUGGGUAGGAGGUCAGGGAUGUCUUCCCGCCGCGCAAAUGGCUCUCCAAGACGUUAAUAGAGAUCCCAAUCUAUUAAUUGGUUAUGAGUUAGACUUGAAAUGGAAUAAUAGCGAGUGUGAUCCAGGUCUGGCGGCCACUAUAUUAUACGACCUUAUAUACCGACCCCCAAAAAAGACAAUAAUAUUAGGGGGCUGUUCGAUAGUGUGCUCCGGUAUUGCAGAGACAGCCAAGAUGUAUAAUUUAAUAGUUGUUGGCUAUGGCUCGUCAUCACCAGCUCUAUCCAAUCGCCACCGAUUCCCCACAUUCUUCCGGACGCACCCGUCGGCCACAAUCCACAACCCGACUCGAGUCAAACUAUUCAAGAAGUUUCGGUGGUCUCGUAUUUCCAUUAUAUUAGAGGCCGAGGAGGUGUUCGUUACGACUGGUAAAGACUUGGAGACGCGGUGUAAAGAGGCAGACAUCGAGAUCCUGACUCGAGUGUCAUUCCUGGACGACCCGACAGAAGCGGUGAAGAGUCUGUCCCGACAGGGCGCCCGUAUCAUAAUCGGCAUGUUUUACAGCGCCAACGCCCGCAAAGUAAUGUGUGAGGCGUACAAAGCGGGUCUGUAUGGCAAACAAUACGUAUGGUUCCUGAUUGGCUGGUAUGAGGCCAAUUGGUUUCAUCCGGCGCCCGGCAUUAACUGCACUAUGGAUGAGAUGCUCAAAGUGGUUGAGUAUCACUUCACCACCGAAGCACUUAUGCUUAAUCAGGGCUAUCAACACACUAUUGCAGGUAUGACAGCCCAGGAUUGGCUCAACAGAUAUGAGAGUGAAUUAACACAUUACCGGCAAUACUUCCCAAUGGGUUCCAACAAACCCCAGGAAGGCUAUCAAGAGGCACCCCUGGCCUAUGAUGCCAUUUGGGCCAUUGCUUUGGCACUCAAUAAGACAAUGGAAAUCCUAUCGCAGAGAGGGCUUACAUUAGACUCAUUUGAUUACGAGUCGCCAGAGAUUACAAAUAUAAUCAAAAGUGAGUUACAAAAAGUACAGUUUCUCGGAGUUUCCGGUUAUGUGGCCUUCAAUGACAUCGGAGACCGAAUCUCAUGGACUUUGAUCGAGCAGAUGAUUGCCGGCAAAUACGAACAGUUGGGCUUUUAUGACACCAUAACCGACAACCUAACCUGGAAUGACAGGGAAAAGUGGGUCAUUCCCGGCAGACCACCAAAGGACAGGACAGAAGUGGUCCGUUCCCUACAGACUGUUAAUAACGCGCUCUUCAUAUCGUUGAGUGGCAUCAGUGCUAUCGGUGUUCUUAUGGCUGUUUCGCUCAUUUGCUUCAAUCAUAAAUUCAAUACUUGUCGUUAUAUCCAAAUGUCAAACCCGGCGUCAAAUAACCUGAUGCUUAUCGGAUGUGUUCUCUGUUUCAUAUCUGUUGUUCUGUUCGGUUUGGACGGACAGGACGUCGGAGGUCUUCAUAAUUUUAUAAUUGUUUGUAAUGCGCGUGCAUUUUGUCUUUCAAUCGGGUUCUCCCUGUUCUUCGGCGCCAUGUUUGCUAAGAUAUGGUACUGUCAUCUCCUCCACACACAAAGCAAAAGAAAAAAAAUAAAUAAUAAUCACAUUUAUAUAAUGAUAUUAACAUUUUGCUCAAUCGACUUAAUAAUACUAAGCAUUUGGUACUUCAAAGAUCCCAUUAAACUGAACGUCAAAACAUUUCCACUUUUAAACCCCGAUAUUAAUAUCGAUGAAGACAUAAAAAUCCAGCCGUGUAUAGAGCACUGUGAGGCCAACUUCAUAUGGUAUGGUAUCUUAUUUGGUUACAAAGGGCUUCUUCUACUCUUCGGACUAUUCCUGUCAUAUGAGACCCGAAGUGUAAAACUUAAACAACUCAAUGACUCCCGACUCGUGGGAAUGAGUAUCUAUAAUGUUGUCAUCUUAUGCCUCAUAACAGGGCCGGUAUCUCAAGUGAUUGAGGAUCAAGUGAACGCACACUUUGCGUUCAUAGCGUUAGCAAUAAUAUUCUGCUGUUUUUUGACAAUGGCUUUGGUUUUUGUUCCUAAAAUCGUUGAAUUGGUUCGCCGACGGAAUGGUCCUAAUAGUGGACUGAAUGGCAGCGGAAUUAACGGCACAUUUCACGAGACAAUGACCAGUCGUGAAGAAGAGGAGCGCUUUAAUAGAAUAACACUCGAGAACCAGGAGUUAAAGGAGAAGAUAUUUGAGAAGGAGAGACAGAUCGAGGAGAUUAAGAGUAAAAUAGAGCUGAUGGCCAAAGAGCAACAGGAGCUGAGGAAGAGUGAGGAAAGCAAACAGCAAUGCGUGAAACGGAAAGCCGUCAGAAUCCAAGAGCCGGACGCACAGGAAGAUGAGGUUAUCGAGCAGUUGAAUACUCUGAAUGUGGAUCCCGUCAGCGAUUCCGGGUUUGUCUCCAACCGCAACAGUCGGCCCUCGGAUUUCGAGUUUAUAUUGAGUGAAUACGAGAGCGAA
This is a messenger RNA of Oppiella nova, 2685 nucleotides long. The record is from the annotation of a GenBank genome assembly. Lineage: Eukaryota; Metazoa; Arthropoda; Arachnida; Sarcoptiformes; Oppiidae.